GAGACGAUUGUGUUCGAAGGACCGCCGGCGAGAGGGGAGGUGGUGGCGAACGUGGCGAUGUCGUGGACGCUGGUGUGGAUUCCGUUGGCGAUUCAAGCCGUCGGUCGCGCGCUCUGGUUGAAGUAUAAGAUUACGGACAAGCGCGUGAGCGUGAUUUCGGAAUCUCCGUUGAGGAAGGAGCGCACGGAUAUUCCGUUGGAUCAAAUCGCGGACGUCAUCUCCGUCGGCCGCGGGAUCGGGGCUUGGGGGGACAUGGUCGUCACGCUUCGGAACGGAGAAAAGGUUGAGAUUCGCUCGUUGCCGGAUUUCAAAAAGUGCGAAGACGUGAUUCGAGAGAAGAUG
Molecule: messenger RNA, 342 nt
Organism: Ostreococcus lucimarinus CCE9901
Lineage: Eukaryota; Viridiplantae; Chlorophyta; Mamiellophyceae; Mamiellales; Bathycoccaceae
Exons: 1
Source: RefSeq, a predicted model, not a curated record